AUGCCUCCCCACAAGAAACAGCGUAUCGACGCCGGAAAAUCGGAUGCGGACCUAUUGACCCUUGUGUCCCUACCUACGACCAAGGCAGCAAUCGAGGCCGCCAGUGAAGCACUGCUCUCCUGGACCUCUCACUGGACGUCCAACUUGAGGCAAAUAUGCAACUACUUGGAUCUCGAUUUGCUCAAUCUGGGGCGCACGUCCAAGAAUUUUCGCGCCUUCUUGCUUGACAAGGCGAACGAGAGGAAGCUGUGGGUGCCCGCGCUUGCGAACACGCCCGGCAUCCCCGUUCGGCCCCCGUUUAUGAGCGAGCCUGCGUUCGCUCAUCUGCUCUACUCUCCGCAUUGCCACAACUACGGAAAAUCGAAGGUUCGGGACAUCACGUAUAGCUGCUUCAACCGAUUGUGCCCGGGUUGUUUCUCAUACAAGACUAUGCGACCUGACUUUGCCGCCUGCGAUGCGACGACGAUUGACAGCAGCGGCACGCUCUCCCGCGUCGUUUUCGACAAUGGCAACCGCGAGCUGUACCGCUUUCGGGACGACUUCGUCGACCGCGUUUUCAAGGAAUUCGCGGCUCUACCGACCCCUGUGACGUUGGAGGCUGUGUCUGCGUUGGCAGAGAAAGCAAGGGCGGCGCACAGAGACACUCUGCCGUACGCACAUGAUCUGCACCUCUGGGUGGAGGAUCAAGAAGAGCAGAGGUUAGCACGCAUAGAAGCUAUCCGGAAACGGCGUUACGAAGCCAUUCUCUCCAGACUGCGAGAGGCGGGUUGGAAGAAAGAGCUCUCCUUGAUGGAUGCGCGCAAACUGGAAGCACUGUCUAACUUUCCCGUCGUUAGGCAGGCGUCCAAGUUGACCAACCGAGGCGAGCCAUGGCCGAAGGUGAAAAUCGCACUCGACGAGUACAUGAAACGCGUGCAAGACAGGCGCCUGGACUGGAAGUAUCGGGCCCUUCUCAAGACACGAUUUGGCAUCCUCGAGAAGGCUCUGGUUGCCCACUACGUGACCCUGCCACGCACCGCCCGAAUGGACUAUCGGCCACAGUACAUCGACUUUGCGUUCACGCCGGAGUGCCGCGCAAUCGUCGACGUGCCCGCGUCUGAACCGGUCACCGUGGAACAGUUCGCCGCCGUCAUCCCCGCGCUCGCGCAGAAGUGGGACGCGGACUGCAGGAAGGCGCUUACAGACUACCUCCUUCCACACCUCGGCGACAUUCCCGCGGAUGUGGAUCCACUCGAACUUGCGAUCUCGUUCUUUAGCUGCGGCUCUUCAACAUUGCUCAGGGAACUCGGGGAACUGCGGUAUCCUACAGUUAUCAAGCACCGUUGUUUUCGAGGCGAUUGUUUCCGACAUGCAAGAAAUUACACCAUCGGAACGUUCUUUGAGGACGACGUAUACACCCGCACGGUGAAGUCUCUUGACUGGACCGAAUUCGAUCUCAAACAGCAACUCCAGUCCAAGCCUGAUAACGAGCUCCAAAUCAACAGCCCGUGGCAGGUUAGGGCGACAGGUGACCGUGACAAGGCCCGUACAGUACUAGUGGUAGACAUAAUGCGGCGGAUAGUCUCCGCAUCUGGGUUGGACCCAGCGAGGGCGCUGUUAGAAGACCUGGAGCAGAGCGACGUAUGGCUGCGAUGUGUCACAUGCGAGACACAGCACCCGCAUAACGAGAUCCUUGCAAUGUCAUGGAAAGGCGCGUUUAGACAUGAGCGUGACCACGUUAUGCAAUGGCAUGUAAACGCGAGGGCUAUUCCGGAGUGGCGACAAGCCGACGGCGAGGACAUGAUCAAGGUGCGCGCGUUCAAAGAGGCGGAAUCGCGGGACGCGAAGUUCGGCGAUGGCAAGUGGGCGUGCUCGCUCUGCACAACCUUUAAUGCGACCGCGAAAGCUAUGGGAAAGCACCUGGAACAGACACAUUCCAUCCCAGAUAUAUACCAGGCCAGGCGGGAUGGCGUCAUCUAUCUUUGGCUGCCCGACAGGUACUCGGUAUACGCAGAUUCUGUCUCCCUCCGCAAACGCAUCGAGCCCGAGGCCGCGUGGGCACACAUUGAAACAUGCGGUCGUUGA
This is a messenger RNA of Trametes versicolor FP-101664 SS1, 2064 nucleotides long. RefSeq lists its product as uncharacterized. Bases 1 to 2064 code for a protein of 687 amino acids. The record is from RefSeq and is a predicted model, not a curated record. Lineage: Eukaryota; Fungi; Basidiomycota; Agaricomycetes; Polyporales; Polyporaceae. The transcript is spliced from 10 exons.